ACUUUCAACGCUUCGGUCCUAUCGGGCAGACGAAAAGAGCAAUGGAUGACAUUUUAAAUGACACACAAUACGACACUGACUAUGAAGAUGAAGUCUGUGACAAAGGCGGAGUGGUCAAAUUUGGAUCCAUUGCCAUUCCAAUUUUCUUCUCCAUCGUGAUCACACUGAGCCUGACAGGAAACAUCCUUGUCCUUGUAAUCUUGGCACUGUAUGAAAACCUUAAAUCUCUCACCAACAUUUUCAUCCUUAACCUGGCCAUCUCUGACCUCAUUUUCACCAGCGGCCUCCCCUUCUGGGCCAUUUACCACGUCCACGGAUGGUUGUUUUCAGUGAUGCUAUGCAGAAUUGUGACUUUUGUCUUUUUCACCGGGUUUUACAGCAGCAUCCUCUUCCUGACCGUCAUGACCGUCUACAGGUAUCUUGCCGUGGUCCACCCUUUUUCUGACUUGAGCUCACAAAGACUCAGCAUUGGAGUUUUUGUGUCUGUGUUUACAUGGAUAAUCAGCAUUGGAGCUGCCAUGCCUUCACUGCUCUACAGCGCUGUCAUCACAAUCCACCACAAAGAAAAGCAGUCCCUGGGUUGUGAAUACAGUCAAAAAGUGUGGAAAAUAGUAGCUGUCUCCCAACAGAAUGUUUUCUUCUUGGUUGCUUUUGUGGUCAUGGCUUUCUGCUACAUUCGAAUACUGAUGAAAAUCACCAAAACAAGAUCUCACACAAAGAACAGAGCGGUCAAGUUAGUCUUCUGUAUCGUGGCUGUGUUCUUCAUCGGCUGGGUUCCGUACAAUGUGGUUAUUUUCUUGAGUAUAUUGGCCGACCACGUGAUUGUACCAUUUGACACAUGUGAUGCAAGUAUCGGUCUUGACUAUUUAUUCUUUGUGUGCCGUCUCUUUGCUUUCUCCCACUGCUGUUUGAACCCUGUCUUUUAUGCAUUUAUUGGAGUGAAGUUUAGGAGCCAUUUAAAGUCACUGCUGCAUCGAGUGUUCAAACGUCAAACUCGAACUGAGGAACAGCCAGUCAGAAUGCAAAAUCUGGUUUCACAAGGAUCAAUGUACUAGCAAUGUUAUUUUCUUCCACAUACACCAGUGUGCACUUUUUGAUUUUGUCUUGUCUUUUUUUCCCCUGUGUAUUUGAUUCAAUGUGUCAUUAUAGAAAUGCUAAGAAUCGUUUUAGAUGUCAGAAUCAUGCAUAUAUCAUACAAUUCCUGUCAGUAUGCUUUAAAGUUAACAAAGGCUGUGGUCUAUGGGUUGAUGAGUGUUAGCUUACACGCUUAGCUUAGUUUCAUGUAUAUGUCACAGCUUUAAAUAAUACAAUAACAAAAUAUAAAUA
Mugil cephalus (flathead mullet) is the source of this 1326-nucleotide messenger RNA. It is a transcript of the gene xcr1a.1, whose product is annotated as chemokine (C motif) receptor 1a, duplicate 1. The coding region runs from base 42 to 1055 and encodes 337 amino acids. NCBI's taxonomy places the organism in Eukaryota, Metazoa, Chordata, Actinopteri, Mugiliformes, Mugilidae. Gene Ontology annotation, cellular component: membrane. The transcript has 2 exons. The record is from RefSeq and is a predicted model, not a curated record. Gene Ontology annotation, biological process: G protein-coupled receptor signaling pathway; chemotaxis; immune response. Gene Ontology annotation, molecular function: chemokine receptor activity.